AUGACCGUCUUCGCCCGCAUUGCAAGCUAUUACAUGAGCGGAACCGCCAGCAACCAGACCAUGGUGCUGUUGAGCUUCCAGCAAUCUAGCUAUGACAAACCCCUCAUCGUCGACGUUGCAUAG
Messenger RNA from Alternaria arborescens, 123 nucleotides. RefSeq lists its product as hypothetical. The transcript has a single exon. Lineage: Eukaryota; Fungi; Ascomycota; Dothideomycetes; Pleosporales; Pleosporaceae. The record is from RefSeq and is a predicted model, not a curated record. Bases 1 to 123 code for a protein of 40 amino acids.